CGUUAAAUAUUUCAAAUGAACGAGUGCACGUGUGUGCGGAAGUGUAACGUCUACGACGCAUGUGCGUGGAGGACAAUCUGCAUUGUGUCGGAAAGAAAGGAUCGAUGUUUCUGUGCGUGUGGGUUUGGGGUGUGUGGUUGGGUGGAGGUGACCACGGUGAAUCCUCACAGUGAAUAAUUCCUUAGAAGAGGGUUUUGGGGGUGGCUGAUUCCGGUAAAUUUUACACGACAACCAGACAAACGUGGGCAUUUUCUUAGAAGUGUGGACAGAGCCACGAGAUGAAACACUAGGAUGUCUCAGAGAGCCACAAGAAUGAAAGUCACCCUGUAUAAAAUGGCUUUAGUUGCUGUAAUUCUUUUUCUUCUCCCUGCAUCAUGGGCUUGUGCUCCACAAAAAGCUGAUUAUGUCAUGAUUUCCUGUUUCCCGAAUGCCAUCAUUGCAAAUGUGCCCGAGUGCCCAUAUGGGUGGGAAAUAGGGCAGCUGUCUUUGGGUGGUGUGUGCUACACAGGCGUCAAUACUCCAGGAUUCUACCGUUUUACCAUUCCUGAUCUCACUCCUAAGAAUCUCUCAUACUGUGCCACUCUAUCUGAGUAUGUUGGAGGCAAAGACCCAAAGUACAUUUUCUACAACUCUAUAGUCUCCAAUGACUCCUCACUCACAGUACGGAACCAGCCGGUGAACUACACCUUUAGCUGCACAUACAGGGCAGCUUACUUGGUCAACAAUGCAGUCUUUAGUCAAAGAGUGGCAACAGUAUAUGUCAACAAUGGGAGUUUAGGCUCUUUUAAGUCUCAAUUGUCUAUGAACGUGUUCACAAACUCGAAGUUCCUUUAUGCUAAAGAUGCUCCAUAUGUGAUUGACACAUCAGAAAUUGGCUCGGAGGUCUUUAUUGGCAUCGAAGCAAAAGGACUGAGUAACAGAUUCAAAGUGGUUAUAACAAAUUGCUGGGCAACACCUACUCCUUAUUCAACAGACAAGAAGAGAUGGAGUUUAAUUCUCAACAGCUGUUCAUCAGAUAACACGGUGACCAUAUUUGAGAAUGCCAAAGACAGCCGCUCAAUGUUCAAGUUUAAUUCAUUCCGCUUUCAACGACUAGAGAAAGUGUCCACUGUCUGGCUUCACUGUGAGGUUCAAGUAUGUGAUGGUGAAAAGCUCUACUGUCAGCCGACUCCAUACAUCAAAGGUGCCAAAUCUGCACCCGAUACACAUGGAGGGGUCUUGACAAUGGAAUUUCAAAUUAAAGGACAACAUUCUUCCAGUUACACUCAUCUUGCAGGAACAUUCCUGAGCAUGUUGUGUGUGUUUUUGCUUAAUGCAGUUUUACGUUAUACCAGUUUGUAAAUGAUGUUUUGUGUGGAUGGGUAUAAAAUGUGCUUACUGUUCAAAACAGUCUUGCUUUAAUCAACACACCCACACACCCACCCAAACACACACACACACACACACACACACACACACACACACACA
Molecule: messenger RNA, 1467 nt
Organism: Silurus meridionalis
Lineage: Eukaryota; Metazoa; Chordata; Actinopteri; Siluriformes; Siluridae
Gene: tectb
Product: tectorin beta
Cellular component (GO): cell surface
Source: RefSeq, a predicted model, not a curated record